AUGUUCGCUGUUGUGCCUGGUGGCCAGCCUCAUCAUGAACACCAAUCAGCCCCCUGGAUCGCAGAGAAGAUGGGACAAUGUACAGGACAGAGAAAGGAGUCCUCAGAUAGACCUGUGUGGGAGAUCAGCUCUGACUGUGUUCAGUCUGGAUCUGCUCUGAGGGAGUGUGCAGAAUCAGAUUCCUCUUCCUCCAUCCUGGAUCUCACCUGCUCAGACUCUGUCAGGCUGCUGGACGGGACUAGUCUGUGCUCAGGCAGACUGGAGGUGAAGUCUAACCAGUCUAACCAGUCUAACCAGUGGUGGUCCUCAGUGUGUGAAGCUGACUUUGACCAGCAGGAUGCAGAGGUGGUCUGUAGGGAGCUCGGCUGUGGGGCUCCUUCAGUCCUCCAGGGGGCGCUCUAUGGAGAAGUGGAGGCUCCGAUGUGGACCAAAGAGUUCCAGUGUGGAGGCCAUGAGUCUGCUCUCCUGGACUGUAGAAGCUCAGGCUCAGCUAGAAACACCUGCUCACCUGGAAAAGCUGUUGGACUCACCUGCUCAGAGCCUGUCAGGUUGGUGGGAGGAGCCAGUCGCUGUGCAGGAACACUGGAGCUGAAACAGGGAGACUGGAGACCAGGGAGUGACUAUUACAAGACCCUGAAGACAGCAGCUGUUGUCUGUAGAGAGCUGGACUGUGGCUCUGCUGUUUCUGUAGGAGAGAGAGAGGAGUCCUCAGUCAGACCUGUGUGGGGGAUCAGGUCUAACUGUGUUCAGUCUGGAUCUGCUCUGAGGGACUGUGUAACAUCAGGUUCCUCUUCCUCCAUCCUGAAUCUCACCUGCUCAGACUCUGUCAGGCUGCUGGACGGGACUNNNNUGUGCUCAGGCAGACUGGAGGUGAAGUCUAACCAGUCUAACCAGUCUAACCAGAGGUGGUCCUCAGUGUGUGAAGCUGACUUUGACCAGCAGGAUGCAGAGGUGGUCUGUAGGGAGCUCGGCUGUGGGGCUCCUUCAGUCCUCCAGGGGGCGCUCUAUGGAGAAGUGGAGGCUCCGAUGUGGACCAAAGAGUUCCAGUGUGGAGGCCAUGAGUCUGCUCUCCUGGACUGUAGAAGCUCAGGCUCAGCUAGAAACACCUGCUCACCUGGAAAAGCUGUUGGACUCACCUGCUCAGAGCCUGAUGAUGUCAGGUUGGUGGGAGGAGCCAGUCGCUGUGCAGGAACACUGGAGCUGAAACAGGGAGACCGGAGACCAGUGAGUGUCACUGUCUGGACCAUGAAGAAAGCAGCUGUUGUCUGUAGAGAGCUGGACUGUGGCUCUGCUGUUUCUGUAGGACAGAGAAAGUCCUCAGACAGACCUGUGUGGAGGAUCUGGUCUAACUGUGUUCAGUCUGGAUCUGCUCUGAGGGAGUGUGCAUCAUCAUCUUCUUCUUCCUCCAUCCUGGAUCUCACCUGCUCAGACUCUGUCAGGUUGCUGGACGGGACUAGUCUGUGCUCAGGCAGACUGGAGGUGAAGUCUAACCAGUCCAACCAGUGGUGGUCCUCAGUGUGUGAAGCUGACUUUGACCAGCAGGAUGCAGAGGUGGUCUGUAGGGAGCUCGGCUGUGGGGCUCCUUCAGUCCUCCAGGGGGCGCUCUAUGGAGAAGUGGAGGCUCCGAUGUGGACCAAAGAGUUCCAGUGUGGAGGCCAUGAGUCUGCUCUCCUGGACUGUAGAAGCUCAGGCUCAGCUAGAAACACCUGCUCACCUGGAAAAGCUGUUGGACUCACCUGCUCAGAGCCUGAUGAUGUCAGGUUGGUGGGAGGAGCCAGUCGCUGUGCAGGAACACUGGAGGUGAAACAUCAGGGAGUCCUCCAGGGGGCGCUCUAUGGAGAAGUGGAGGCUCCGAUGUGGACCAAAGAGUUCCAGUGUGGAGGCCAUGAGUCUGCUCUCCUGGACUGUAGAAGCUCAGGCUCAGCUAGAAACACCUGCUCACCUGGAAAAGCUGUUGGACUCACCUGCUCAGAGCCUGAUGAUGUCAGGUUGGUGGGAGGAGCCAGUCGCUGUGCAGGAACACUGGAGGUGAAACAUCAGGGAGACUGGAGACCAGUGAGUUACUCUGUCUGGACCCUGGAGACAGCAGCUGUUGUCUGUAGAGAGCUGGACUGUGGCUUUGCUGUUUCUGUAGGACAGAGAAAGGAGUCCUUAUUCAGACCUGUGUGGUGGAUCAGGUCUGACUGUGUUCAGUCUGGAUCUGCUCUGAGGGAGUGUGUAAGAUCAUCUUCCUCUGCCUCCAUCCUGGAUCUCACCUGCUCAGACCUGCUGCUUCAGCCCAACAUCUCUGUGUCCUCCUCCGUGAACGGGGUCUCCGACGCCCAGCAGCAGGGGUUUCAGGUGUUCAGGGGCUCCACCUUCACCAUCAGCUGCUCCAUCCAGCCACAGUACCCAGGAGGCUCCUUCCAGCUCGCCUUCACCUCCUCCAUCACAUCACACAACUACACCCAGCCAGCUGUCAAUCACUCUGCCCACUUCCUGUUUCCUGCUGCAGAGCCCGCCCACCAAGGAAGCUACAGCUGUGUUUAUCACCUCCAUGUUUUUUCUCAUGACUUCUCCUCUGAGAGCCGUCGGCUGUCUCUCACUGUCUCAGAUCCAACAGGUCUUCUCAUCAAAGUGGUCGUCCUGCCGCUGACUCUGCUGUUGGUGAUCGCUGCCCUUUGUUUCUACUAUAAGGCCAGCAGGGGGCAGAAGCCGGGCAGGCAGGAGGACAUUGAGCUGGAUUAUUAUAACGUGGGUGUUUCUGCAGCUGCAGGAAGGCCGACUGAAGAGGAAGGAGCUCAGGGAGCAGAGUAG
This is a messenger RNA of Micropterus dolomieu (smallmouth bass), 2796 nucleotides long. Its product is annotated as scavenger receptor cysteine-rich type 1 protein M130-like. Lineage: Eukaryota; Metazoa; Chordata; Actinopteri; Centrarchiformes; Centrarchidae. The record is from RefSeq and is a predicted model, not a curated record. The coding region runs from base 1 to 2796 and encodes 931 amino acids. The transcript is spliced from 15 exons. Gene Ontology annotation, cellular component: membrane.